This is a messenger RNA of Talpa occidentalis (Iberian mole), 1137 nucleotides long. It is a transcript of the gene MLC1, whose product is annotated as modulator of VRAC current 1. Gene Ontology annotation, cellular component: endoplasmic reticulum; plasma membrane; cytoplasmic vesicle. The record is from RefSeq and is a predicted model, not a curated record. Lineage: Eukaryota; Metazoa; Chordata; Mammalia; Eulipotyphla; Talpidae. Gene Ontology annotation, biological process: regulation of response to osmotic stress. Bases 1 to 1137 code for a protein of 378 amino acids. The transcript has 12 exons.
AUGACGCGGGAGGAGCCAGGCAGGGAGGAGCUGGCUUACGACCGGACCCCCACCCUGGAGCGCGGCCGGCCAGACGCGGGGGGCUACGUGCCGGGCCCCAAGCCCAGCGACCUUCAGCUGUCCACGCGGCUGCCCCGGUGCCUCAGCCACAGGACAUGGGUCUUCUCCGUGCUGAUGGGGAGCUGCCUGCUCGUGACCUCGGGGUUCUCGCUCUACCUGGGCAACGUGUUUCCCUCGGAGAUGGACUAUCUCCGCUGCGCUGCAGGCUCGUGCGUCCCCUCCGCGAUCGUGAGCUUCGCCGUCUCCAGGAGGAACGUCCACGCUAUUCCUGACUUCCAGAUCCUGUUCGUGUCGGCCUUCGCCAUCACCACCACCUGUCUGAUCUGGUUCGGGUGCAAGCUCGUCCUGAGCCCGUCGGCCAUAGACAUCAACUUCAACCUGAUCCUGCUGCUCCUGCUGGAGCUCCUCAUGGCGGCCACAGUGAUCCUGUCUGCCCGGUCCAGCGAGGCACACGGCAAGCUGAGAAGGGGCUGCGUCCCUGAAAGCACCCACCCCCUGGACGAGGCGGCCUUCCCGGCCCGGGCCCUCAAGUCCUACUCGGUCAUCGAGGUGAUUGCCGGCGUCUCGGCCGUCCUGGGUGGCGUUAUCGCUCUGAACGUGGACGAGUCCGCCUCGGGCCCGCACGGCUCAGUGACCUUCUUCUGGAUCCUGGUGGCGUGCUUCCCGAGUGCCGUGGCCGGCCACGUGGCGGCAGAGUGCCCCAGCAGGUGCCUGGUGGAGGUGCUCAUCGCUGUCAGCAGCCUCACAGCCCCCCUGCUGUUCACGGCCGCCGGGUACCUGUCCUUCAGCGUGAUGAGGGUCUUGGAGAUCUUCCGGGACUACCCGCCCUCCAUCAAGCAGUCCCAGGACGUGCUGCUGCUGCUGCUGCUGCUGGAGCUACUGCUGCAGGCCGGGCUCAACACGGCCACAGCCAUCCAGUGUGUGCACUUCAAGGUGGGCACGGCCUGGGGCGCCCCGCCGGCUGACACGCAGGAGCGCCCGGCUGGCCAGCUGCCAGGCCAGGGGGCCAGAAGCCCCCUGAAGGAGUUUGACAAGGAGAAAGCCUGGAGAGCCGUCGUGGUGCAGAUGGCACAGUGA